Molecule: messenger RNA, 4661 nt
Organism: Sphaerodactylus townsendi
Lineage: Eukaryota; Metazoa; Chordata; Lepidosauria; Squamata; Sphaerodactylidae
Gene: TTPAL
Product: alpha tocopherol transfer protein like
Exons: 5
Coding region: 204-1223 (339 amino acids)
Cellular component (GO): membrane
Molecular function (GO): phosphatidylinositol bisphosphate binding
Source: RefSeq, a predicted model, not a curated record
UCCAUCGCAAGUGCCGUUGGAGGAGGAGGAGGAGGAAGGCGACUUGGCUGCCUCCUCCCCAUCAUCUUUUCCCCGACCCUCCCAAUGGGACUCGGUUCAGAAACUCUCUGGGCACGAAGAAUGGGACUAACAUUGUAGGGUUGCCUUGAUCUUCGACGCAUCCAAUACCUGGGAGAAGCCAAAGCUGACUUCCCCACUAACCAAUGUCCGGAAAUGGUGAUGGCACAGUUACAAGUCCGUCUGAGGCAACUCUGCCCAGAGUUGAAGUUCUGCCCGAGCAGCCCAAAUAUGUGUGUACGCUGUCUGCUGAGCUUAUUGCCAAGGCACGAGAAGAAUUGCAGGAAAAACCGGAGUGGCGACUUCGAGAUGUACAGGCUCUCAGAGAUAUGGUGUGCAAAGACUAUCCUAACCUUGGGACAUGUCUAGAUGAUACUUUCCUGCUUCGGUUCCUUAGAGCCCGGAAAUUUGAUUAUGACCGGGCGCUACAGCUUCUUGUGAACUACCACUGCUGUAGGCGCAGCUGGCCUGAAGUCUUUACUAAUCUGAGACCGUCUGCUAUAAAGCCUGUAUUAGAAUCUGGGUUUGUCACUGUGCUUCCUCACUUAGACUCUGAAGGACGUCACGUAGUCUGCAUUCGCCCAGGUAACUGGACACCAAGUAACUACCCAAUUACUGAAAACAUCCGUGCCAUUUACUUAACUCUAGAAAAGCUCAUCCAGUCCGAAGGGACUCAGGUGAAUGGAAUUGUGAUCCUUGCAGACUACAAAGGAGUCAGCUUAUCUAAGGCCUCCCAUUUUGGUCCUUUCAUAGCCAAAAAGGUGAUUGGAAUUCUUCAGGAUGGCUUUCCCAUUAGAAUAAAAGCUGUCAACAUAAUAAAUGAACCUCGCAUUUUCAAGGGCAUUUUUGCAAUCAUCAAACCUUUUCUGAAAGAGAAAAUAGCAAAUCGGUUCUUUCUCCACGGAUCAGACGUGAGCUCUCUCCAUCAUAAUCUUCCACCCAGGAUCCUCCCUGAAGAAUACGGGGGCACGGCUGGGAGCCUGGACAUCUCGGCCUGGAAUGACCUGCUGCUGGCCUCAGAGAGUGACUUCCUGUAUGACGCUGCCCACCUGGCUCCCUCCAGUGACCCUUCACCUGAUGCCCCGUUAAUGAGUGCAGAGGUUGACGAGAAGCAGUGCGAUGACUCCUUGCGAAGCUUGAAAACGCAGCUCUAUUACUGCUAUUAAAUGGGCAGGGAACGCUUCCCAAGGGUCCCCUCCCGGGUCACAAAGAGAUUACGAACUCUGCCUUGUUCUUGAAACUGGAGCCUUGUUGAGGCACUUUACAUUGGAACCAAAGCAAAUUAAAAAGGAAGAGGAAAUGGGGCAAGGUAGAGUUCUGUGGGAAUGUGGUAGAUGGCGAUCGGUUUGAGCCUCCUCGAAAUUUGGGGCUUAGUGACCCUUCUUGUUAAAAGAAUAACAUAUACUGAUGCAAAUUGAGGAAUCCUGCUAACACUGUGCUCCUAAACGCAACUGAUUUGGAAGAAAGUCGCAUUGGAAAUGGAGGGCGUCUUGCUCCCCAAAUACAUAAGUUAGCAUCACAGUGCUGGAUUUGCCACUGUGGGGGUGUGACAUAUGGACAAAAGUCCUUGGAAUUGCAGCCAGCAGUGAGGUUCAAGCUUGAGCCUCUGCUAGUUGACAUUGGUUGAGGGGGGUGCCAAAUAGCAGAGCAGCUUCCAGGAGACCCCUUUCGGUUGCCGAAUUCAUACUCUUCUCCCAGUUGUCACUUUCCCAACUAUUCAGUGGUUUCACCACUUAAAUGCAACAGAGGUUUGUUGCUUGCAAGGAAUAUUACCCCGGGGUGGGGGGGACUUAAAUUGCACCUUGCAUUAGUGGGUUAGCAAAUGCCAGUAGUUAUAAUAAAACGCAAGCAUUUGCGAACCCUGCUAACUUUUGAAUUUGUUCAGCAGCUAGGACCAACUUUGGAGGGAGAGAUAUUUUGCACAGUUGUUCCGUUGUAAGUUAAUGCCCUGUCACUGUUGUAGAAUAACCCCUUUUACGGUAGGUCUUGCAGAGGGGAGACGUGCAGAGAACUGUUAAUAGCUGUAGUUGUAAAGUCGAGGGAGAUGCUGUUUUAGUUACCUUUAUUUUUGGGAGAUAGGAUUUUUGAACUAGUCUUUGUAAACCAAGUGUAGACAGGGUAUUCUAUAAGCACAACUAUCAGGUUUCUAAAUGUUCCCGAUUAGUCACAUAGAUCUCAAUGCUACUUUCGCUUUGACUUCCUUGGUGAAACCUAUUACUAGUCUCGUCCCCAGGACCAUAUCCUAUUGUGCAGCAGUGCCGUAGAGCCUUCUGUAUGGUUGAAGUUCAACUUCCUAGACCUUCCCGGACCCUCCCUUUGAGUUAUCUCACAUGGAACUGACUUCUUGCUCGAAGAAUUGAGUUGUAGAUCUGUGUGAAGUACAUGAUUAAUAGAACAUGGGAAAGCACAGAUUGAAAUCUUAAUGCACUGACUGCUGUUCUAUAGUCUUAGGGGAGCAGGUCAAGAUUAUUUUCACCACCUCAUACUUGUAGCACUUUUAAAAUACAUGUGGUAGAGUGGGGGGGGGAGAGAAGGGAAUGUGGGGGGGGGGCAUUUACUUAGUGCCAACUACAGACCAGAAACUGGUGCUUAUUGUAAAUACAAAAUAGGGUCUUCAGAAGUGGGACCGUUUUCUUGUGUGUGCCAAGUUGUAGUUGCCUUUUUAUUGUUUCCAGAUCUCAUAGAAGGUUCCCGCUGUUGCCAAAAGAGGGAGGCAGUUCAUUUUCCCUCUGAUGUACUGCUUGAAUUAGUCUUUUCUCCCCCUCCCCCCCCAACCCCUUCUGUGACUUUCAUGUAUAGUAUUACUUUUAAGUGUCAAAGCAAGACAGGGAAUUAUUCUCUAAUGUUGAUUGGAACUCCCUUGAGGUUGCAGGUGGAUGAGAGGUUUUCAUCCUUUCCUACCCCCCCCCCCUUUCUGAAACAAUAACAUGUCCGUCAUUCUAUGGAGAAUGGCAUGGAUAUCACCAGAAAUGGUGCUUGCUGUAUAAACAAAACCCACAAAAAAGCUGCAUUUAACUACCAUGAGGGGGUUGACCAUUUUUUCCGUGGAAUAUCCAUGUAUGCUUAUCUGGAUUGUGAUGUUUGGCCUUCAGUAAGUGGGUCUUACAAGCACAGAUGACUUGUUGGGAGGAAAGGAAAUUUUAGUAAGUAUUAAGAAACUCCGCUAGUCUAACACUGUUCAGAUAAGCACGGCCCUUCUAGUAUGCCUUUGGAAUAGUAAAAAAGGAUUGGCCUACAACUGUCUCCCUAGACCAGAGCAUAAGCUAAUAUCUGAAAAAGGAAAGAGGUGUGUGUUUUGGGGGAGGGAGCCACUAUUAAAAAGACUAGUGAAGCCUCCUUGAAACCUUACUAUUAUAUUAAAUGUAAAGCUGACCAGCAAGACAUUUACCGUGUGGCUAGACAUAUGCCCGGUAUCUCAUUUUAAGGGAGGCAUUUCAUGUGUGUUAUUAGUCCAGUGGUGGAUUUGCAGCAUGAUAACAUUUCACAGUCAGCUGCCCUGCAUGGGCACAAGCCUCUGUUAAGAGAUGCUGGGUAGAUGCGGGUCAGCUGUCCUUGCUCUGAUUAACAUUUAAACUGGUCCAGAAGAGAAAUUGCAAGCCCAAUGUGUUUCCUUUAGAAGUCUUUGAGGACAGAGUUUUAGCAUCCUUUUUUCACGCUGCAAACUCUAUCCUUGGGAAGAUGAGUGCGAGAGUUCUUUAAAUCCUACUAACCUUUGCAUCAUUGUAAGGUUCAUACAUUUUGGUGACUGAGAACAGCCUUUAUGGGUCUGUUAGAGGCUAGAUUUUUUUCUUUCAACUUUUCAGGUACUGUACCUUGGUACUUGGAACAAAAGGCUUGUAGAGGUUGUAUUUACCUGUAUCUGGUUAUUUUUUGUAGGUGUUGUCUUAUUAAUGGAGCCUACUCUGAACCAUCUUCCACCCAUGCCUCUUCAGACCUCACGGUUGUGUUUCCUGCGACUCACAUCUGUUCUGUAGUAGCUGCCUCAGAGGUACCUCCAAGGAACAGUCAGCCGCCUACAGCACUUGAGAGCAACCGUAUUACCACUGAGGUGUUAGCAUAGUGAUAACAGCUUAAGGCAUUAUACCCCCCAUUAGGGCAUUGGAUUAUUUUGGGUGGAGAGGAAAACAAACCUGCUGUCCCCUUACGACCUUGGAUUAUAAGGUACUUUUGCAGUAUUGAAUUUUCCAAAUCCACGCAGACCAGUUGCAUUAGAGCUAUUCAUUGCCAUAAGAGACAAUGGUAGUCACACCACAGUUAUCAAAUUGCCUUUAACACUGCUAACAUAGGAAGAUAACUAUUUCUGCAAGUUGAAAUACUUGAAUUUAUACUGCAGCUAAACGUGCAUUUAUAAAGCCCGAGACUUUUUUCCCAUAAGGUGGUUGAGGUGCUUUGUUUGUACUAUACUGUCCGUCAACGACUUUUUGGCAUUUUACUCGGUAAUAGAUUUCAGACUAACUUGUUUUGCCUUUUGCUGUUACGUAGAAUUCAGGUGUUUGGUUCUAGUAUACACCUUUUGAGAAUUUAUUUUUAUAUUGCAUUUUAUAAAACAAGUGGUGAAAGUAACUCUGUGCAUGAGUGGAUAUUAAAAUAAUCCUACUUCAAAA